AUGGCCGCCACGCACAAUAAUUCACGGCGCAGCGCCAGAGCCGCCGCCACGCCCACAAGGCAGGGCCUGCGCUCGCAGAUGCGCAUCACCAAGAAUAAGUCUACAGUAGCCUCGGAAAAGGCCCCUACCAAGCGAGAGGUCAAGCAAGAAGUCAAGCAAGAAGUCAAGCGAGAGGUCAAGCGAGAAAUCAAGCAGGAAGACGAGCGGAAAGUGAAGCGAGAAGUGAAGCCAAAAAUAAAGACCGAGGCCACCGCCACCACUCUCUCCUCCAUACCGCCAUCCUCUGUUGCAGACGUCAAGCCCUCGCCCUCGCCUUCGCCCGCCAAACCACCCCGCAAAUCCAAGCAGACGCGGCACAUCACCAGCACGCCGUUCCCCGACUUUGCGCGCCCGACACCCGCCGACUGCACCCUCGCGCACGACAUCCUCGUCAGCCUGCACGGCGCACGCGCGCGCCCCGCCCAAGUCGUAGCCUCGCGCACCGCCGCCGGCUGCGGCGACUCGCCGUCGGUGCUGGACGCGCUCGUGCGCACCAUUCUCUCGCAAAACACGAGCUCGGCCAACUCUACGCGCGCCAAGCAGAGCAUGGAUACCGUCUAUGGCGGGUCCGACCAGUGGGAGGCCAUUGCCGCGGGCGGGCAGGCCAAGCUGCAGCGCGCGAUCCAGAGCGGCGGCCUCGCCGCGACCAAGAGCCGGGUCAUCAUCGACAUACUCGCCGCCGUGCGCGCCAAGUACGGCGUGUACUCGCUGGACCACCUGUUUACGGCGGGCGACGCCGAGGCCAUGGAGGAGCUGCUCGCGUUUCCGGGCGUCGGGCCCAAGACGGCCAGCUGCAUCCUGCUCUUUUGCCUGCAGCGCCCGAGCUUCGCCGUCGACACGCACGUGUACAGGCUGACGGGCGUGCUGGGCUGGCGGCCGUACGAGGCGACGCGCGAGCAGGCCCAGGCGCACCUCGAUGCCAAAGUCCCCGACGAGCUCAAGUACCCGCUGCAUGUGCUACUCAUUGCCCACGGCCGGACGUGUAGUGCGUGCAAUGCAAAGGCAGCGGCUGGGCAAACCUGCAAGUUGCGUGAGGCAUUCGAAUAA
Beauveria bassiana ARSEF 2860 is the source of this 1086-nucleotide messenger RNA. Its product is annotated as base excision DNA repair protein. The transcript has a single exon. Gene Ontology annotation, molecular function: catalytic activity. The record is from RefSeq and is a predicted model, not a curated record. Lineage: Eukaryota; Fungi; Ascomycota; Sordariomycetes; Hypocreales; Cordycipitaceae. Gene Ontology annotation, biological process: base-excision repair. Bases 1 to 1086 code for a protein of 361 amino acids.